Mobula hypostoma (lesser devil ray) is the source of this 1257-nucleotide messenger RNA. RefSeq names its product calcium-activated potassium channel subunit beta-4-like. The record is from RefSeq and is a predicted model, not a curated record. Gene Ontology annotation, biological process: detection of calcium ion; potassium ion transport. Lineage: Eukaryota; Metazoa; Chordata; Chondrichthyes; Myliobatiformes; Myliobatidae. The coding region runs from base 1 to 633 and encodes 210 amino acids. Gene Ontology annotation, molecular function: calcium-activated potassium channel activity; potassium channel regulator activity. The transcript has 3 exons. Gene Ontology annotation, cellular component: voltage-gated potassium channel complex; membrane.
AUGGCGAAGGUCAGAGUGGCUUAUGAGUAUUCUGAAGCUGAGGAUAAAACCAUAAGACUCGGAUUCUUUCUCAUCGUCGCGGGAAUCAUUUCCUUGUUCAUCCUUGGGUUUUGCUGGUUAAACCCCACGCUAAACAGCCUGCAAUGUAAGGCUGCCAACUGCACCGUUGUGUCGUUGCGGCAGAUCGGGGAGAUGUCUGAGUGCACUUUUACAUGUGGGGCAGAUUGCAAAGGGACGUCGCUCUAUCCCUGUCUCCAGAUCUUCGUCAACAAUUCCCAGUCAAACAGCAGAGCGCUGCUCCAUUAUGACGAGAAACAACUCCUCUUGAAUCCCAAGUGUUCCUACAUUCCCCCUUGUGAGAGAGACAAUCAGAAAAACUCAGAAAAUGUUAUGAGUUGGCAUGAUUAUUGGAAGGAAGAAAUCGGCUCUCAGUCUUUCAUUUGCUACAUUAAUCGUCAACGAAGACCCGAUGAUGUGCUUUUGAAGAGGGCCCGUGAUGAAAACGUUCUGAUGCACUGUAUGCUCUGGCCCCUGCUCACUCUCCUGGUGGGUGUCCUGAUCGUGCUCCUGACUGUCUGCGGUAAGAGCCUUGCGAUCCGAGCAGAAGCCUUGCAGAAAAUGAAGUACUCCUAGUGAGGAGACUGCUGAGAGGCGACCCUCGGGAGGCUUUCCAACAGUGACAUGAUCAACGUUGCAUUCAAAGGCAAAUCUUUAACAAGAAAGACUUGAAAUGAUUUUAAUCUCAAGCAUCAAUUUACAAAGUUUACUGUGAUUUGAGCUGCUGUGAAGACUAAAGAACUGAUGAUUAUAAAUGCUCGCAAUUUGACAUGAAGGUUCCCUUGCAAUAUUACCAAUGAAAGCAGCAGUUCUAAAGGAUUUUAACCGUUUCCUUCCAGUUAACCUUCCCUGCAAUUAUCUUGUUUCCCAGAAUACAUUGCUAGUUUACUGCAGCGCCAUGUUGUGAACCUCGAAGUGGCCCGGUAGCAUGGUGGUUAGCACAACACUUUACGGUACCAGUGACCCGGAAUCAAUCCCUGCUGCUGCGUGUAAGCAGUUUCUACGUUCUCCCUGUGACCGCGUGUGUUUCCUCCCACCGCCCAAAGUUGUGCCGGACGGUAGGUUAAUUAGUCAUCGUAAAUUGUCCCGCGGUUAGGCCCGGGUUAACUGGAGGGUUACCAGGCAACGCGGAUUGAAAGGCUGGAAAGUCCUAUUCUGCGCAGUAUCUCAAUAAGCCGAUAGAUAAAAAAAAUGCAAUGC